AUGGCCGUGUCUGUAGCGAAUUACCAAGGCGGGCAAAAUGUGCCAAAAUUGAAUUCCUUAGGAUAUGAUGACGAAAGUGUUUCAUUAGCAAAAAAAUGUUCACAUUCUCCGAAACCUUCUCGUCUUCCUAUUUUUGAGACAAAUGUAUCACAACAAAAUGGUUCUGGAAAUUCCCAACGUAAUCCAUUACAAGGAAAUGUACGUAGCAGCGCUAAUAUGAGUUCUCAUCGUCAUAGUAUGUAUUGCGGUGAUCCUUCAUCUAAUUUACAACAACAGUCACCUUCACAAAAUCGUAAUGGAUGUAAACAAUCUUUAUCACAAAAUCGUUUCGAAAAAAAGAGAGCUUCUAGUUUUAGUAGUUUUAGUAAUUUUAGUGAUAAUUCUGGAAAAAUCAAAUCAUCGCAAAGUUUUAAUCCAUCAUUACCAAUAAGUACAUUGCAGAAAGUUGAUAAACAAUCAGCUUUACCUCAACAGGGUGAAAAAUCUUCCCCAAUUUCUAAAUCUCCUAAAUCGAUACAAGGAUCUGAACAAUUACAAAAGUCAUCACAGAUAAUAGGUCAAGAAAAGUCUUCGCAACAUCCAGAUCAAAAGCAGUCAUAUAGUAAAUUAGAUCAAACCCAAAAAUUUGGGGAAUCUACUAAGAGAGUUCAACAAGAACAGAAAUUCAUGGAAAAGAAAUCAUCUACACCUGACCCAAAUAAUAAAAUUUCUAUUCCAUCACCAAAUCAUAGUUUGGAAUUAGUGUCUCCCAAAAAUCUUGAUCAAAAACAUUCUGAAGAUCAUUCAGAAUCUACUAAAAAAGGUACAAAUGACGAUACUAACUCAAAUAUUGUUGUCUCUACUGCUAAUGUUGCGCAAAACCCUCAGAAUUCAAUAGGACAACAAUCAUCUAAUCAACAAUCUUUCAAUUAUACAAAUGACCUCCGGAAAUCUAUGUAUAAAGAACAAUCCACUUCUUUUACGAAGCGUUUAAGAAGAGUAUUUAGUUUAAGUAAUAUUAAACAAGAUGGUGCUACACAAGUUAAUUCAUCGUCCUCAAAUACUUCAAGUUCACCAUCAUCACCUCUAAGUUCUCCUGCCAUUACUCCUAAAUUUUCUUCUCUUCGAUCAUUAUUCGCAAAGAAUGAUAAGAAACAACAUAAAGAACUUAAACAUCAGCAUCAAUCUUCACAACAAGAACGACAGCGACAGUUUCGAACUUCCUCUUCAGACAAAUGUCCUAGUCAAAAAAAGCGAUCUGAAGAUAAAAAUCGGAAUUCUAAGGAAGGAACUGAUGUUUUAAAUCCUUCUGAUGACAAUCAAAAUAAAGACAAACAACAGAAUGAAAAUAAACCAAAGAAAGAACGUAACUCUAUGGAAAUUUUCAAAAAAAAGGCAUCUAUUCCUCCUCGGUUUUCUUCUUUGCCGUCACGAAAAAACAACCGUUAUAAACAUCCACCAAUACAACCAUUACAACUUCAAUGUCAACCACAAACUAGCAACCAGUCCGUUCCAGUUAAUCAAGAUUCUUUAUCUGAAGAUUGUGUCAACAAGCAACAUAUUACUCAAAGUCAAUCAGAUUCUUUAUCUGAAGAUUGUAUCAACAAGCAACAUAUUACUCAAAGUCAAUCAGAUUCAUUGCCAACACCUCAAUCAUCAGUAACUACUUCACCUUCUAUCGAAACAUCUGAAAAGCUUAAUACUCCUACAUUUAUUUCUACCAUUAAAGCCAAUAAACCAUAUCUUAACAUGAACACAAGCGCAUCUCGUUCUGUACCUUCGUUUACUACUACUAGGGAUACUGAACUUCCUUUAACUCCAUCUACACCUUCUUCUUUGAAGAAACUUCAAUUUUCUUCAAAUAUUCUUAUACAUGAAACUUGGACACGUGACGAUUACGAUCGUCGAGGCGAUCAGACAACUUGUAACAAGCUCACCCCUCUUCUUGCUCAAAAGAUUAAACAAGAAUUAAAUGAAUUCAAGUUGAUUGAGAUGCAAGUACAUGAAGACAGCAAAAAGAAUACACAUUUUUUUGCUUAG
Molecule: messenger RNA, 2019 nt
Organism: Cetraspora pellucida
Lineage: Eukaryota; Fungi; Glomeromycota; Glomeromycetes; Diversisporales; Gigasporaceae
Source: the annotation of a GenBank genome assembly